Messenger RNA from Frankliniella occidentalis (western flower thrips), 1589 nucleotides. RefSeq lists its product as uncharacterized. Lineage: Eukaryota; Metazoa; Arthropoda; Insecta; Thysanoptera; Thripidae. The transcript has 5 exons. Bases 104 to 964 code for a protein of 286 amino acids. The record is from RefSeq and is a predicted model, not a curated record.
GUCGUACAGGGACAAGGUACUCCCAAACCUUGUGGCCGGGCAGCCAUUUCCUGACCCAAACACUGUGGAGGGUCCUUCGGAAAAUUAUAAGCGUGUGCUCAUAAUGACCGGUGUGGAGGCUGCUAUGGCAAAUGUGGUCCUUCCUCAGGUGGCUGUGGAAAAUGUAGAUGAGCCGGAUGUUGCUCCAUUGCCUGAACCUGAAGAUGCAGUAAAUCAACCUGCUGCUCCCCUCAUGUUACCUGCACCUCAAGAUGCAGUGAAUGCAGCUGCACCCCUUGUGUUGCCUGCACCUCAAGAUGCAGUGAAUGCAGCUGCACCCCACGUGUUGCCUGCACCCCUUGUGUUGCCUGCACCUCAAGAUGCAGUGAAUGCAGCUGCACCCAUCGUGUUGCCUGCACCCCUUGUGUUGCCUGCACCUCAAGAGGCAGUGAAUGCAGCUGCACCCCUCGUGUUGCCUGUUGCUGUUGAAUUUGAUGCACCCCUGGAGUUUCUUGUGGAUGGCAAUGAUAUUGGGCAUUGGUCGCCCCUUAAUGAUGACCAGUGGAUUGGAGCGUCCCUGUUUGUGAAAGAGGAGGCAGAGAAGGACCUACUCGGUGCUGCAGCUCUGCCGCGUUUGAAGCAGGAGGUGAAAGGAGAGGCCAGUGAAAUAAUAUAUCUCACAGAUUCUGAUGAUGACUCCAAGCAGCAGACUUAUGCCGCAGUGAAACAAGAGGACAGUGAUGAUGUUGUCACCUUAAGUGAUAGUCCUUAUCAACUGAUGUACCAUACUCCUCCCAGAUCCUCUGGGCUAACACCGGCAGCGAAGCGCAGGCUGCAAAGGAAUGCUGUAGUCUCCCCGAUGCAAUAUGAGACUCAGCCUGAGCCUGAUGCCGACACGGAUGAUUUAAAGGCCCUUAUCCGAGCCAACACCCUUGUUAUGAGAGAACUUAUUGGUUUAGUACGUAAUCUAAAGAUGACUCGUUAAAAAGGUUUGCAGUUUGCAAUUUUUUUUCUAUCAGCACACACUUAUAGAGAUGACAUCUACAAGUGCAGCUGCUGAUGGGUUUUGUGUUCUUAUGCAACUUAUUGAUGUAAGGUUGUCAUACUUUAUUUUUUAUUGACCUUAGAAACAGUUACUGUUUAAUCAUUGACGAAAGGUUUAUUUUUUGUGGCAAUUUUGAAUAAUUUUUGAAUCUUAUUGAGGACUGAUUACAUUUACUUAAAAUAUGUUGUUACUAGGUAUAAUGUCAAUCAUUGCAUUGUUUUGACCAUAUCUUAUCCUUUUUUAGUCUUGAAUUUGCUGCUACUUUUAUUCUAUUUAUAGAUAGUUGCUCGUACUGUUGUCAACUUGACUGAAUUCUUACCUUUCUGUUCCUCUUUUGAAUUUGUGAUUAUGAUUGAGACUGAUUAAAAAGCACAUCAUUCAAGAACUGAUAAAAUUCUUAUUAGACAUCCUCACCCUUGAUGUACAUUUGACAAUGAGUCCUGCUGCUUGCUGAAGAGGUCAGAGAACUUACUUUCACAUAAGAGAUUCCGACAUGAUUGCAUUGUCUGUCAUUAAAGUACAAGUAAUAAAAAAUUAAAGUAAAGAAAAAAGAAAAUUUAACAUU